GUUACACGGCGGUCCAAAUAGUUCCUAAAAAUAACCCAUGCGCCUAUAAGUAUAACUCCUAAACCCUAACCCUCCCUCUUUUAAUACCUUGCUUCUUGAAGCGCCGUUCCUCUCUUCAAUCUCUCUCCUGCUUUCUCUCGCCCUUAGCUUAAAAAAUACAGAAUGGAGUCCCAAAUCAAGCAUGCUGUUGUCAUAAAGUGCAUGGGCCGCACUGGCUCAAGGGGGCAAGUGACCCAAGUCAGAGUGAAGUUCUUGGAUGACCAAAACCGUUUCAUCAUGAGGAACGUCAAGGGUCCUGUAAGAGAGGGAGACAUCCUCACCCUCCUCGAGUCUGAGAGAGAAGCAAGGAGGCUUCGUUGAAUAAUUAACCAUGUUCGUUGCUGCAGUUAUAGUCUGAAUGUUGGGACUUUAUUUUUGGAAAUGUUCUUAGUUUGAUGAGUGUAAACCUUAUGACUUUCUUUUGCAAGGAACAUACUUUCUGGUUGUAAGACGGUUAUCCUAAUAUGAUAAUUUUUUGAAAACUA
Molecule: messenger RNA, 524 nt
Organism: Beta vulgaris subsp. vulgaris (sugar beet)
Lineage: Eukaryota; Viridiplantae; Streptophyta; Magnoliopsida; Caryophyllales; Amaranthaceae
Product: 40S ribosomal protein S28
Exons: 2
Coding region: 163-360 (65 amino acids)
Biological process (GO): ribosomal small subunit assembly; maturation of SSU-rRNA; translation
Cellular component (GO): ribosome; cytosolic small ribosomal subunit
Molecular function (GO): structural constituent of ribosome
Source: RefSeq, a predicted model, not a curated record